UAAAAUAUGGAGACUUAUAAAUUCGAAACUCAAUGGCUUGAAAAACUAGCCUCAACUUCGCAAGAAUUUCAGGCUGAAAACGCAAGUUUUUAUGAUGGCAGUAGAAAGGAAAAAGUCACCACUCAUAACGAACGCAUGAUGAAAUUGAGUCCACUAUUUGCUAGUCAACCAAAAUUCGAAAAAGUAUGCAAUGAUGAAAAAAACAAACUAGUUCAUUCAGGCUUCACAAGUUAUCUUAUUACUGUCCAAUCAAAUCAUACAUCCAAGGAUCUAAAUGAAUUGCAUAAACUAGCAGAUGAUUUAAAAUAUAUAGUUAACUUUUGGGGACAUAAUCUGACGGAACUAAUUAUAAUCGGAUAUACAUUUUCUAAAAUAUUGCCAACAAUUAAAAUUACUUGUCCAAAUCUUAAGAUACUUAAUUUGGCAUUUGAAGAAAUAGAAAUUAAAGAUUUUGAAAAUGUUUUUUCUAAUAUGUCUCAUCUUGAAGAACUGACAAUUGAUUGGAAAUGUGAAAAUUUACCUUUACCAACGAUUUUAGUCGAAUCUAUAGAGCAAGUUGGUGGAACUUUGAAAAGUCUUGAACUUGCAAAUUUUGCAAAAACAAAUGAUCGUCGUUUACCAGAUUCAUUUGUUUCGGUAUUCCCUCGAUUAAUCGUUUUAGAAUAUUUAUCCUUACAUGGUUUUGGUGAUCUGAAUCAAGCACUGAUCCAGUCGAUAUCUGAAAUUAAGAGUUUAGUUUCUCUAAGUUUAGUUCCUGUUUGGGUGGAGGAUUUAGAGUGCAAUAUGUAUCCAAUUGGGAAUUUAAAAAAUCUCGAGCGAUUAAAUAUUCGUACGGAUUGUGGUGUUACAGAUGAAUUUUUAAUUAAUCUUAGCAAUAAUGCUAAAAAUUUAAAAAAAUUAGCUAUAUUUGCUACAAAUAUAACGGAUAAAGGUAUCAUGGCACUCAAUAAAUUUACCCAAUUAGAAAUACUUGAUCUUAAUUCACGUUUAUCACAAAAAAAUAAUGAGUUCAUUACUGAUCAAUCAGUUGAGUAUUUAAUUUCUAAUCAACAAUUGGAAAUGCUGGAUAUAUCAAAUUGCAUUAAGAUCACUGAUAGUUCAGUUCUUAAACUUGUUAAAAAUAUAAAAUAUUUACGAGAUUUAUAUUUAAAAGAAACAUCUUUGACUGUUGAACUUGCCAAAAAAUUACGUGAUAUCACUGAUACAACAGAAAUUCGUGAAACAUCUUUGUUAGUACAUGUUCCAAUUGAAAAAAAAAACUCCGACAAUGAUACAAGUGAAAACGCACCUUAA
Aphidius gifuensis is the source of this 1293-nucleotide messenger RNA. Its product is annotated as disease resistance protein RPV1-like. Lineage: Eukaryota; Metazoa; Arthropoda; Insecta; Hymenoptera; Braconidae. Gene Ontology annotation, biological process: SCF-dependent proteasomal ubiquitin-dependent protein catabolic process. The transcript has 4 exons. Gene Ontology annotation, cellular component: SCF ubiquitin ligase complex. The coding region runs from base 7 to 1293 and encodes 428 amino acids. The record is from RefSeq and is a predicted model, not a curated record.